Molecule: messenger RNA, 1130 nt
Organism: Gastrolobium bilobum
Lineage: Eukaryota; Viridiplantae; Streptophyta; Magnoliopsida; Fabales; Fabaceae
Product: binding partner of ACD11 1-like
Exons: 5
Coding region: 119-964 (281 amino acids)
Molecular function (GO): RNA binding
Source: RefSeq, a predicted model, not a curated record
AUCCCCAAUUUCCAAUUGAAACCCUGUUCCGUUUAUGAAAUAACCGAACUAACCGGUUACCGUUUCGCUCCGUUCAAAACUACCUCUGUUGUCGACGAAAAACAUUGUAUCAUCCGAAAUGUCGACAAGAACAGUUAAGGUUAGCAACAUAUCACUGGCUACUUCCAAGAAGGAAAUUGAAGAAUUCUUUUCAUUCUCAGGUGAUAUUCAAUAUAUUGAGAUGCUAAGGGAAUCUGAUCACACCCAGAUUGCUUAUGUUACCUUUAAGGAUUCACAGGGAGCUGACACGGCAGUUCUCUUGACAGGUUCCAAGAUAGCUGAUCUAUAUGUUACCAUCACACCUGUGGAGAAGUACCAGCUGCCCCCUGAAGCUAUUCCCUCAAGUCCAAUAAACCGAAGUGCUUCUUCAGUUAAUGGGGCUGAAGAUGUAAUGAGCACCAUGCUUGCCAGGGGUUUCAUUUUAGGAAAGGAUGCAAUCUACAAGGCAAAAGCCUUUGAUGAACGUCAUCACUUGACCUCAAAUGCUUCUUCCACAGUUGCUUCCAUCGAUCGUAAAAUGGGUUUAAGUGAUAAACUAAGUAUUGGAACAGCUAUUGUCAAUGAAAAGGUGAAAGAAAUGGAUGAAAUGUUUCAGCUUUCCGAAAAGACAAAGUCUGCUAUUGCUGUUGCUGAGCAAAAGGCAAGUAGUGCUGGAUCUGUUAUCAUGAGCAAUCCUUACGUAUUAACUGGAGCUUCAUGGGUGUCAAGUGCCUUCACUGCUAUUGCAAAGGCAGCUGAGGAUGUUAGCAUGAUGACUAAGGAGAAGGUUGAACAAGCUGAGGUGGAAAAGAAGGAGAUCAUUUACCUUGAAAGGCAAGGGACUGUUGAUGAAUUUGCACAUAUGCACUUUGAGGAUUCUUCAGAUGCGGGUCCUGCGGUUGUUCCUGUUAAUUCAGACAAUGACAGUAAGUUGGGAAUUAUAUAAUUUUGAGAUGACUCACAAUCCUUACAUCCUCACAAGCACAGUUUUAUUGAUUUGGUUAAUAUAGUUUUUGUCAGUCUUCACUUGCUGCAAAUUGGUUGUACAAUGAUAAGUCUUGUUGAUUGUUAUAGUGAUGUAAAGUUUUCUCUGGCUGAUUAGAUUCCAAAAC